UAAUUUCUUGUAGGUUAGUAAAAUUUCAUCAGAUUGGUCAGUGUGCCAGACCAGAAGCAUAACCUUUAAGAAGUUUUUAAGUAAAUCGAAUCACCAAAUAUAAAACGUUUAUGCGAAUUGAAAUUGUGAACGUGGAAUGAUGCGUUUUAUGACAGCGGUAAAUUUCAAGAUUUUGCCUGUUUUUCGGCAUCGUGUGACAAACGUUCGAUCAUUUUGUAAAAAUCAUCGACCGAAUUAUGAAGAGUUGUCGAUGUGCAUACGACCACAAUUUAGAAGAAUAAAACUUAAUGAACAGUAUGGAACAUUUGCCAGGAAUAUCCAGAGUCGUCGUCAGAUUGCCGCUAUUAUUUCAAUUAGAUCGUUUUCUACCAAACGAUUCAACGAUAAAGAUCCCUCCAAUGGAAGCAAUGAAGAUGAUAUUGGAGAUCCAGCUUCAUUACCAGCCACAGUUGUUGUGCCAGAAGUUUGGCCUCAUGUUCCUGUUAUAGCAAUUAAUAGAAAUCCAGUAUUUCCAAGGUUUAUAAAACUCAUAGAACUUAGUAAUCCAAUUCUUAUGGAUUUAAUUCGUAGAAAGGUCAAACUAAAUCAACCAUAUGUUGGAAUUUUUUUAAAGAAAGCAGAAGAAAAUGAAGCAGAAAUUGUACAAAAUUUAGAUGAUAUUUACUCUGUUGGAACAUUUGCACAGAUACAUGAAAUACAAGAUUUAGGAAAUCGAUUAAGGUUGGUAGUAAUGGCACAUAGAAGGAUUAAGAUUGUUGGCCAAAUUUUAGAUGAACUUCCAAAACCUACCCAUGAAAUGAAACUGAUGUUUCCUCUAUUAAAUACAACAAUUCGCGUCCCUGUAGACGAUUCACAAAUAUCUGGUGGCAAAUUGAGUCGUAGGUCAUUUAUUCGUAAAAGUAAAGAUAAUAAAGUCUUGGAAUCAGAAAAGGUACAAAAAAUUGAGGAAAUUACUACCCCUGAAAAUAAAGUAACAGAAGGAGCACAGGAGACAGUUGAAGAAAAAGUUACUCCUUCAGCAGAUUCUGCAACUCACACUAGUGUUCAACCUUUGUUAAUGGCAGAAGUUGUAAAUAUUACCCAUGAGAAAUUUAGGCAAACUGAAGAAAUUAAGGCUUUAACACAAGAAUUAAUUAAAACAAUUCGAGAUAUAAUAAGUAUGAAUCCAUUAUACCGUGAGUCUUUGCAACAAAUGUUGCAUCAAGGACAGCGAGUUGUAGACAAUCCAGUUUAUCUCAGUGAUUUAGGUGCAGCUUUGACAGGAGCAGAUGCACAAGAAUUACAACAAGUAUUAGAAGAAAUGGAUAUUUUAAAAAGAUUAAGAUUAUCACUAGCUCUCUUAAAGAAAGAAUAUGAAUUGAGCAAACUUCAACAAAAAAUUGGAAGAGAAGUAGAAGAAAAAGUUAAGCAGCAACACAGGAAAUAUAUCCUCCAUGAACAAUUAAAAGUUAUUAAAAAAGAACUGGGACUUGAAAAAGAUGAUAAAGAUGCUAUAGGAGAAAAAUAUAGAGAACGUAUACGACAGAAAGCAGUUCCAAAAGCAGUGAUGGAUGUAUUAGAAGAAGAAUUAAAUAAAUUAAAUUUCUUAGAGAGUCAUAGUAGUGAAUUUAAUGUGACAAGAAAUUAUUUGGACUGGCUUACAUCUAUGCCAUGGGGUGUAACUAGUUCAGAAAAUUUAAAUCUUCAACAAGCAAUUGAGAUAUUGGAUAAAGAUCAUUAUGGAAUGGAAGAAAUAAAAAAACGAAUCUUGGAGUUUAUUGCUGUCAGUCAGUUGAAAGGUACAACACAAGGGAAAAUAUUAUGUUUUCACGGACCACCGGGUGUAGGAAAAACAUCGAUAGCUAAGUCAAUUUCUCGGGCUCUCAACAGAGAGUAUUUUCGAUUUAGUGUGGGAGGAAUGACAGAUGUUGCAGAAAUUAAAGGUCAUAGAAGAACUUAUGUGGGUGCUAUGCCUGGCAAAAUUAUUCAGUGUUUAAAAAAAACCAAGACUGAAAAUCCACUUGUUCUUAUUGAUGAAGUUGAUAAAAUUGGAAAAGGUCAUCAAGGUGACCCAGCUUCUGCUCUGUUAGAAAUGUUAGAUCCAGAACAAAACGCAAAUUUCUUGGACCAUUAUUUAGACGUUCCUGUUGAUUUAUCGAAAGUGCUUUUUAUUUGUACGGCGAAUGUAAUUGAUACAAUUCCGGAACCUUUAAGAGAUCGUAUGGAAAUGAUAGACAUGUCAGGUUACGUCGCAGAAGAAAAGCUUGCGAUCGCUAAGCAAUAUUUAGUGCCACAAGCGAUGAAUGAUUCAGGUUUAACUAAUGAACAUGUCAAUAUAAACGAUAAUGCGCUUCACUUAUUAAUCAAGUCCUACUGUCGAGAAUCAGGAGUAAGAAGUCUUCAGAAACAUAUAGAGAAAGUUCAUCGAAAAGUAGCGUUUAAAGUUGUUAACAAAGAAGUAGCAAAAGUGGAAGUAACUGUCAACAAUUUACACGAGUUUGUAGGAAAACCCGUGUUCACGCAUGAUAGAAUGUAUGAAGUUACACCUCCUGGAGUUGUUAUGGGCCUUGCAUGGACAGCUAUGGGAGGAUCUACUCUGUUCAUUGAAACAAGAGUGAGGAAACCUUUUAGUGAAAAAAAAUCAGAAGGUACUCUAGAAGUCACUGGCCAUUUAGGUGACGUGAUGAAAGAAUCUAUUUAUAUCGCAAUGACAGUUGCAAGAAACUUUAUGAGUAUGGAAAAUCCAUCUAAUACUUUCCUCGCCGAUUCUCAUCUACAUUUACAUGUACCUGAAGGUGCUACUCCAAAGGAUGGUCCUAGCGCAGGUAUUACUAUUGCAAUAGCAUUGAUUUCGCUUGCUAAAAAUCAAUCAAUUAGACAAAAUGUUGCAAUGACUGGUGAACUCAGCCUCAUGGGUAGAGUGCUUCCUGUUGGUGGCAUUAAAGAAAAGACGAUUGCUGCAAAACGAGUCGGUGUAAACUGUGUAAUUCUACCUGAAGAAAAUAAAAAAGAUUACAAUGAUCUUCCUAAAUACAUUACGGAUGGUCUGGAAGUUCACUUUGCUUCGACUUUUGAAGAUGUAUAUCAUAUAUGUUUUGCACCACAACAAGAAACUGAUAAUAUUCAUCACCAACAACCUGUAGAUCUUGAUAUUUCACCACCACAAAGCGCACCUCUUUUGGGUAAAAAUAUCGACUGAAUUAUUUAAGGAUUAAGUACUUACGCAUUUUAAAGAUUAUCAUUUUAUGCAUGCA
This is a messenger RNA of Eufriesea mexicana, 3233 nucleotides long. RefSeq names its product lon protease homolog, mitochondrial (gene Lon). The coding region runs from base 137 to 3178 and encodes 1013 amino acids. Gene Ontology annotation, biological process: protein quality control for misfolded or incompletely synthesized proteins; chaperone-mediated protein complex assembly; mitochondrion organization. Gene Ontology annotation, cellular component: mitochondrial matrix. The record is from RefSeq and is a predicted model, not a curated record. The transcript has 10 exons. Gene Ontology annotation, molecular function: single-stranded DNA binding; ATP binding; ATP-dependent peptidase activity. NCBI's taxonomy places the organism in Eukaryota, Metazoa, Arthropoda, Insecta, Hymenoptera, Apidae.